This is a messenger RNA of Chenopodium quinoa (quinoa), 1857 nucleotides long. Its product is annotated as box C/D snoRNA protein 1-like. The coding region runs from base 322 to 1587 and encodes 421 amino acids. Gene Ontology annotation, biological process: snoRNA localization; box C/D snoRNP assembly; maturation of LSU-rRNA from tricistronic rRNA transcript (SSU-rRNA, 5.8S rRNA, LSU-rRNA). The transcript is spliced from 5 exons. Gene Ontology annotation, cellular component: pre-snoRNP complex; nucleus. NCBI's taxonomy places the organism in Eukaryota, Viridiplantae, Streptophyta, Magnoliopsida, Caryophyllales, Amaranthaceae. The record is from RefSeq and is a predicted model, not a curated record.
AAGCUAACUGAAAAUGACUAAACGAGAGAUAAAUUUCCUCAAAAAUCAAUGUAAUACAUAUUUUUGCAAAUCUUUAAUCAAUUGUCAAAUGUACAGAGUUCAUUAGUUUUUCAAACCACUAAUCUAAGACCUCUAAUGUGGCAAAUUGGCAAUGACGAAAUGUACUUCAACAAAAAAGUAUGCGACUACACGUCAUUGGUCCAAUAGAAAUUUUUCUUUUUAUUUAUGUGUCCCGAAAAAAAAAAAAAAAAAAAAAAAAACAUAAACCCUAACACUGGCUAAAACCCACAACUCUUCGUCUCUCUUUCUCUCUCCCCAGUGAUGGUAGCCAUGGAAGCAGAACUUCAAUCCUCUGAAAAUGAGCUGAAAAAUGGAGCAAAAUUAUUAUGCGAAGAAUGCAAUUCUAAAGAAUUCAAGUAUAAAUGCCCAGCUUGCUUUCGCCGCACUUGCAGCCUUCCUUGCGUCAAUUCCCACAAACAACUUUCUGGUUGUACUGGCAAAAAAUCCCUUUCCCAGAUUAUCCCCCUUUCUCAAUUUGACGAUUCUACCCUUCUUUCUGAUUAUAAUUUGUUAGAGGAUGUGAAAAGGGUAGCUGAAUCUGCCCAGAGAAUGCGUGUUAAAUUAUGUGGUUAUCAUCCUCAAUUUAGGCUCCCUUUCCAUCUUAAAGCCCUUCGGACUGCUGUGGCGAGAAAAGGGACUAAGCUUUUGUUACUUCCUGCUGGAAUGGCUAAGAGGGAGAAGAAUCAAACAAGAUAUAAUCAAAGGAAGAAAUCUAUCUCAUGGACAAUUGAAUGGCGAUUUAAUUCAACAGAUGUUGCUUUACUUGAGCAUGGUGUGCACGAGAGCACAACGUUGCGCUCAGUAAUUGAGAAGCAUCUACAGCCUAGCCCCUGGAAAAAUAAGUUGAGGAGAUUUUGUGAAGAACCUCUGGACAACCUCAAGCUUUUUAUACGUAAAUAUCAUAAGGGCAACAAAGCACCAUAUCGUGAGCUUGAUUUAGAUACACCUUUGAACCAACUGUUUGGCGGUCUAGUUAUUUUGGAGUACCCAAUUAUUCGUGUUUUCCUUCCAUCUGAUAGCUAUGAUUUUGAAGUUGUUAAAGAUGUCAGGCCCCCUCCAAGUUGGCGGGACUCCAAGAGACCUGACAAGGAUGAUAUUGCAAGUCCAGUGGGUGUUACUUUUAGAGAGGAAGAGAUUAAAGAAGAUGAAACUGCUCUUGAACCUCAAAUUAUCGAUCUUCUGAAGAGAUCAGAAGCGGAUACGCACAAAACAAACUUGAUUGAUGUUCAGAAGAUCAACGAGCAAUCUAACGACUCGCCAAAUAAGUCCCAGAGACAUAAAAUUGAAAGUGACAUAGUUUUUCCCGGUGACGUCAAGGAAGUUGAAAUGUUGGAUGCAAAAAAUGAGGAUUUUGAUUUCGACCAAGAGUUGAUUGACGCAUAUUCAUUCCUCAUGGAAGAAAACAAUCCGGAUGACUAUCUUAAUUACAAACCUGAUGGUGAAGCAGGGGACCAUGUAGAUACUAAUGUAUACUUUGCAGAUGUGGAAGAAUUGGAGGAGGGAGAGAUUCCCAACUCUGAAGUCUGAAUAACCUUGUCAAAGGAAAUUCAAGGAUGAGUCCUCGUUUGUAACAAUUAUCCCUCUGCAAAGCAGUUGGAGUAGAUUACACAGGUUUUCUGGUAUUUUAAAGUAACACCGCCUGGGUAUAAGUUAGAAGAUUAUUUCUACUGAUGCUGUUAUUUUAUAGAGGGUUUUCUCCUUGAUACAGAUAGUUGUUAAGCGAUUUUUCCAAUUUGUUGAAACCUUUGUUGUAAACUUGUAACACUGCAACACAUGUGAAAGUUUACUUUAAAAUUA